Paecilomyces variotii is the source of this 632-nucleotide messenger RNA. Its product is annotated as transcription initiation factor IIA, gamma subunit-domain-containing protein. NCBI's taxonomy places the organism in Eukaryota, Fungi, Ascomycota, Eurotiomycetes, Eurotiales, Thermoascaceae. The record is from RefSeq and is a predicted model, not a curated record. The transcript is spliced from 3 exons. Gene Ontology annotation, molecular function: RNA polymerase II general transcription initiation factor activity; TBP-class protein binding. Gene Ontology annotation, cellular component: transcription factor TFIIA complex. The coding region runs from base 77 to 412 and encodes 111 amino acids. Gene Ontology annotation, biological process: RNA polymerase II preinitiation complex assembly; transcription initiation at RNA polymerase II promoter.
CAGGCUGGCGAUUCCGGCAUCUUUCAACCUCUUGAGGAGGUUAGUUGAACUUCAUCCUGCCCAUCAACUCGCCAAAAUGAGCGCUCAGGCAUACUAUGAGCUUUAUCGCGGUAGCAGUAUCGGCCUUUCCCUUACCGAUACGCUCGAUGACCUGAUCAACGAGGGACGGAUCGAGCCGCAGUUGGCUAUGAAGAUCCUGUCGAACUUUGACCGUGUUAUUACAGAAGUCCUUGCGGAUAAGGUCCGCGCCAGGCUCACUUUUAAGGGCCAUCUUGAUACAUACCGAUUCUGCGAUGAGGUCUGGACUUUCCUUAUCAAGGAUGUCACUUUCAAGCUCGACAACCAGUCGACCGUUUCCGCGGAUAAGGUCAAGAUCGUGAGCUGCAACAGCAAACGACCGGGAGAAGCAUGAUCUGGAGAGGCGCCCCCAACAGGCCCUCGACAUCGCUUUCGAAAUAUAUGCGCACUGGGAUAUUCUAAAAUGGCUCGUUUGUUUCAGACAGCAGUACUUUGAAUAAAGUGCUGCUUUGGUAGCAUUGGCGUUUGGGGGUGCACGGUCCUAUUUGUGGCUAUCUAGAUACCCAGAAUCAAGAAUGAAAAUCCAUCUUUUGUUACCGUAUGUUUUGGGAGAA